AUGGCGCAGGCGGCCUCAGACGGCCUCGUGCCGGUCGUCAGCGAUCCUGUGAGCAUCUACGGCCAGCAGGGCUGGGACGUCGAAAAGAGCAGAUAUGCAGAGCUGGGGAGGAAAUUCGAGGAGGCUUUUGGCUGCCGCCCUGAUGUGCUUGCAAGGUCACCAGGUCGUGUGAAUUUGAUCGGUGAGCACAUCGACUAUGAGGGAUAUGCGGUCUUUCCAAUGGCCAUUCAUCAGGACACUGUCGUUGCCCUUCGAGUUGGUGGUGAUACGCUGCAAAUUCACAACACUCAGCAGGAACAAUAUCCUGCAAAGGACUUCCCUGUGGACCCCAAGCAGGCUGUGGAUGUGAAGCAGCACACUUGGGCAAACUACUUUGUUGCAGCCUACAAGGGGGUGUAUGACUACAUCUCUGACAAAGGGAUGGAAGCCCCAGCUCCUUCAGGCCUACAAGUCAUGAUUGAUGGUCGGGUGCCAACAGGCUCUGGACUGUCCAGUUCAUCUGCAUUGGUGUGCGCUUCUGCACUGGGUGUGCUGGCUGUGCAUGGCACCUGCGGCCUGCAACUGAAGCAGGCGGACAUUGCAGAGUUCACUUGUCGCUGUGAGCGCUAUGUGGGCACAGAAUCAGGAGGCAUGGACCAGGCAAUUUCCAUCAUGGCAAGACCUGGUGUUGCCAAACUGGUUGAAUUUAAUCCUGUCAGAGCAACAGAUGUGGCCCUGCCCCCAGGAGCAUCGUUUGUUGUGGCAAACUCGUUGGCAGUGUCAAACAAGGCAGAAACAGCAACAGGAAGGUACAAUCUAAGGGUGGUGGAGUGCAGACUUGCAUCUGCAGUUGUUGCUCUGAAACUGGGCCUUUCAGUCUGUGAGGCAGUGAAAAUUGAAACGUUGGGGCAGUUGCAAAGGCACAUAACUGCAUCAACGAGCAUCGAUUCAUUCACAACAUGCAUCGAAGCAGUGAACGAACAUCUACAUGGUGGUGAAUACAGCAUUUCAGAGGUUGGCGAGCUUGUGGGUGUCACAUUGCCAGAGCUGUUCAGCAGCUCAACCAGCUCCCUGAAGGUUUUGGAAGCCAAACAAGCUGCUGGAAAGGGAUUCAAACUGAAAGACAGGGCUCUUCAUGUGUAUUCUGAAGCAAAACGAGUGCAUGAUUUCAAGCGCGUUUGUGAGUCCAAUGAGGAUACAUCCUCAAAGCUGAAGGCGCUGGGCUCCCUGAUGAAUGCAAGUCAUGAAAGCUGCAGGGAUCUGUAUGAAUGCAGCUGUCCAGAACUGGAGGAUCUGGUUUCUGCAGCCCUCAAGGCUGGUGCCCUUGGCUCGCGGCUGACUGGAGCUGGGUGGGGUGGAUGCACUGUGUCAUUGGUGCUUGAAAGCAAGGUGGACGCAUUCAUCAGCGAAGUUACACACCUGUUUUACAGCUCUAAACUUGAGCAAGGAGUGAUUACCACCGGCCAGCUGCAAGGCUGUAUAUUUGCAACCAAGCCCUCCAGCGGAGCAGCAGUUCUCAUGCGUGGCGCUGAGCGGUGA
This is a messenger RNA of Ostreobium quekettii, 1518 nucleotides long. The record is from the annotation of a GenBank genome assembly. Lineage: Eukaryota; Viridiplantae; Chlorophyta; Ulvophyceae; Bryopsidales; Ostreobiaceae.